This is a messenger RNA of Pseudophryne corroboree (corroboree frog), 1760 nucleotides long. RefSeq names its product alkylglycerol monooxygenase (gene AGMO). NCBI's taxonomy places the organism in Eukaryota, Metazoa, Chordata, Amphibia, Anura, Myobatrachidae. Gene Ontology annotation, molecular function: glyceryl-ether monooxygenase activity; iron ion binding. The coding region runs from base 168 to 1508 and encodes 446 amino acids. The record is from RefSeq and is a predicted model, not a curated record. Gene Ontology annotation, biological process: lipid biosynthetic process. The transcript has 13 exons. Gene Ontology annotation, cellular component: endoplasmic reticulum.
CUCACUGUGUUGCAAGUGACAGAGUCCCGCGAGCAGGAAGAGCUCUCCCCACAGUGUGUAAGGGUUAGGGCCUGUGCACUGCUUCUAUGUAACAACGAGACACACUCACAGUAAACCAUACAAAUCUCCUGCUCUUCCAUUUGUGCUGCCGAGGGCCCCUGCCAGCCAUGGGAGGAUACACUGGCCAGAGUGAGCUGUCUGUCUCCAAGGGAGUCCGGAUGAUGUUUUAUGCCUUGCAUCCAAAUGAAACCUCCUUUAGAACUAUAGAAGAAGUCCCAGAUUACGUGGAGAAGGCAACCGCUUAUUUCUUCAUUAUGCUGGUAAUGGAGAUGUUUGUGAGCUGGGCUUGGAAGGGUCGACCACUGAGAGUAAACGAUGGACUCUCGUCCCUUUCUGCGGGAGUUAUGUCUCGCCUGCCAGAUGUUGCUUUCAGAGGAGUAGAAGUGACCACUUAUGUUUACGUAUGGAACCACUACAGGCUGGCGGAAUUGCCCUGGGAUUCUGUGUGGACAUGGGGGCUGACAUUCCUCGGCGUAGACUUUGGAUACUAUUGGUUCCAUCGGAUGGCUCACGAGGUCAAUAUAGUUUGGGCCGGUCAUCAAACUCAUCACAGCUCAGAGGAUUACAACCUAACUACUGCACUGCGACAGUCCUUUCUGCAGAAAUAUUUUUCUUGGAUGGUCUAUUGGCCUAUGGCAUUUUUCAUUCCUCCGUCGGUGUUCGCUGUCCAUCUCCAGUUUAACCUGCUCUACCAGUUCUGGAUACACACUGAGCUCAUAAACAAUUUGGGUCCAUUGGAGUUGAUCCUCAACACACCAAGCCACCACAGAGUCCAUCACGGCAGAAAUCCAUAUUGCAUUGAUUCAAAUUAUGCAGGAACACUCAUCAUUUGGGACAGGAUAUUUGGAACGUUUGUGCCGGAAAAAGAUAAAGUUGUAUACGGCCUGACGCAUCCGAUUAAUACGUUUGAACCUUUCCAGGUCCAGCUACAACACUGCAUCUACAUUUGGAACACGUUUUGGAGCACUCCCGGUUUUUCCAACAAACUAUCAGUAAUAUUCAAAGGACCGGGAUGGGGUCCUGGGAAACCUCGGCUCGGACUUCAUGAGGAGCUUCCGAAGGUUACCGGAGAUGAAAAGCCCUAUGAACCAGGAUUAUCAACACCACUGCAAAUAUAUACAAUGAUACAUUUUAUACUUUUGCUUGCUGUUUACCGACACAUGUUUGAAGCCAAACUUAUACUAACACAGAUAACUCUCCUGCUGAGGAUCCUGUACAUUCUCCUGACCUUAACAUCCCUGGGUUUCCUUCUGGAGCACAGACCCAAUGCAGCACUGUUCGAAACCGUCCGAUGUUCGGUUUUUCUGUUGCUUCAGAAAUACGGCUACCUAACAACAGAUAUCCCCUCUCUGACAGGCAUCUGUGAGAUAAUAUUUUCCAUCUGCAUGGCGGUGUGGGGACUGCAAGCCAUCAGACAGCUCGUGACCAGGACCCAGAAACAGGAAUGAGACGCUACUGUAGCUCAUCUCCACUAUUUUGUAUCAUGUAAUAAUAACACGCAACAUUGUGGAAAAUAAAUUAUAAUUCAGUCCCAAAUGUCUCUGUAAUAACAUCACAAGGACACGUGCUGAGAUUUUAUGUUAUUAAUUGACCAAAGGAAUGCUUUAAUUUGUUUAAAAGGUACCAAAUCUGUUUUUUUUUAAUUGUAUAUAGUAUGUUUCAAUUAAUUCUUUAAUAAAGAAAAAAUAUAUUCUGCAUAA